Molecule: messenger RNA, 1149 nt
Organism: Lycium ferocissimum
Lineage: Eukaryota; Viridiplantae; Streptophyta; Magnoliopsida; Solanales; Solanaceae
Product: F-box/kelch-repeat protein At3g23880-like
Exons: 1
Coding region: 1-1149 (382 amino acids)
Molecular function (GO): protein binding
Source: RefSeq, a predicted model, not a curated record
AUGGCAGAUGUACCAGACGAAAUUACUAUGAUUAUUCUCUCAAAUUUACCAGUGAAAUCCCUCUUACGAUUCAAGUGUAUUUCCAAGCAGUGGGGUUCUUGGAUUUCAUGUCCAAAAUUUCAGCUCUCCAAUCAAUCACAAAGUGGAGUGAUCGUUGACGUGCUCUUUUGUUACAAAGCUCCAUGUUCAACGACGGGUAAGAUGAAUAAGCGCUCCAUCCGAUUCAUAAAUCAACAACUCGCUUCGGAAGAGUUUAGUUAUCCCCCCAUGAAAAGGGGUCGUAAACAAGAUUGUGGCUUGUUGGGUUCUUGUCAUGGUCUCAUACUGAUAAAUUCGGAUGAGCAUAUUUACUUGUGGAAUCCUGCCACUCGAGUUUGUACAAAGGUGCUUGAGCUUGACGACUUGGAUGAGGCUGGCUAUUGGACACGUGGGGGACUUUGUUUCGAUUCCUCCAAGAAUGUUUACAAGGCAGUGUUGAUUAUGUAUAAAAACCAAGAUUAUAGUGUUGAGUUUGUUAUAGUUGCUAGUCUUGAAGACAAACAAUGGAGGCAACUCGAAUUCCCUUAUGAUAUCCCCUCAAUGAGUGAAGGGAUUACAAUGUUGGGACGACUUCACUAUAGGGUAUGGGGCAAUGAUGGAAGCAAAUUAAUUUAUUUUGAUCCCAUCUCUGAAAAGUUCCAUAUGUUUCCGGUCCCUGAGCCUAAGUCUAAUCAAGAAGAAAUUGUUAUAGUUGGUUUAGGAGUUUUAAAUGAAUGUCUUUGUAUCAUGACUUGUUUGGAACAUGAUAAAAGUGCUGAGAUAUUGGUCAUGAAGGAAUACGGAGUAAAGGAAUCAUGGACAUCAUUAUUUUCCAUAAGGAAUUCAGAAGUAAAGGGAUCAAUAGCAGACAUAAAUUAUCCUUAUGGAUUUGUAAUAUUGCUCUUUUUCGUGACAGAGAAUGGUGAAUUAGUUUUGAUAUAUGACUAUUGUGGCAAAGAUGUUGCUGUAUACAAUCCUAAGAAUGAUAAUAUGAGAGAAAUUGUCGAGGAAGAGACAAGAUUUAUACUUGGCGCCAUCGUUACCUAUGUGGAAAGCUUGAUCUCGCCAGUGGAAUACUGCUGGAGUGAGGAGCGACACAGAAUGAUUGAAAAUAAAUGGCUUUUGGGUUAG